AUGGGCUUACACAAGUUUUCGAGAAUUAAGUCGCAGAAGCAAUGGAUGCCGAUAUAUGAUUCAUCCUCAACACUUAUGGAUAUACCAAAAGGAUAUUUUUCUGUGUAUGUUGGUGAAAGUAGAAAGAAGAGAUUUGUAGUUCCAUUGACUUAUCUAAAACACCCUUCGUUUCAGCGUUUGCUGCAUCUUUCAGAAGAGGAGUUUGGCUAUGCUCAUCCUACGGGAGGUUUAACUUUCCCGUGCAAAGAAGAAACCUUUAUCGAAGUGACUCGUGAAAUAUAUAUAACAUCAUCAUCAAAUGUUAAUAGGAGAUGA
This is a messenger RNA of Erigeron canadensis, 315 nucleotides long. RefSeq names its product auxin-responsive protein SAUR21-like. Bases 1 to 315 code for a protein of 104 amino acids. Gene Ontology annotation, biological process: response to auxin. The record is from RefSeq and is a predicted model, not a curated record. Lineage: Eukaryota; Viridiplantae; Streptophyta; Magnoliopsida; Asterales; Asteraceae. The transcript has a single exon.